ACAGGAAGUAAACCCCGCUGCCCAGGCUGGGUUCUUUUUGGUGAAGUUGAUCAGGGUCUUUCGAUUCCUGGAUUUUGAAAAUGGACAGCCAAGGAAGGAAAGUGGUGGUUUGUGAUAACGGGACUGGGUUUGUAAAGUGUGGCUAUGCAGGUUCCAACUUUCCGGAGCAUAUCUUUCCUGCACUGGUGGGCAGGCCCAUCAUUCGCUCCACUGCUAAAGUUGGCAACAUCGAGAUUAAGAAUAACAAAAAGAUGGACCUGAUGGUGGGCGACGAGGCGAGUGAGCUCCGCUCCAUGCUGGAGGUGAACUACCCCAUGGAGAACGGCAUCGUGCGCAACUGGGAUGACAUGAAGCACCUGUGGGACUACACGUUUGGCCCAGAAAAGCUCAACAUCGACUCGCGCAACUGCAAGAUCCUCCUCACGGAGCCACCCAUGAACCCCACCAAGAACCGCGAGAAGAUCAUCGAGGUGAUGUUUGAGACAUACCAGUUCUCUGGGGUCUAUAUUGCUAUUCAGGCUGUGCUCACAUUGUAUGCACAAGGCCUCUUGACUGGAGUGGUGGUGGAUUCAGGUGAUGGCGUCACCCAUAUUUGUCCUGUAUAUGAGGGCUUCUCUCUCCCUCAUCUGACGCGCAGGCUGGACAUUGCAGGAAGGGACAUCACUCGAUAUCUUAUAAAGCUGUUGCUGCUACGAGGCUAUGCCUUCAACCACUCGGCGGACUUCGAGACCGUGCGCAUGAUGAAGGAGAAGCUGUGCUACGUGGGCUACAACAUCGAGCAGGAGCAGAAGCUCGCGCUGGAGACCACUGUGCUGGUGGAGUCCUACACGCUCCCUGAUGGUAGAGUGAUCAAAGUGGGAGGAGAGCGGUUCGAGGCGCCGGAGGCUCUGUUCCAGCCCCACCUGAUUAACGUGGAGGGGGUGGGAGUGGCUGAGCUGCUCUUUAACACCAUUCAGGCCGCGGACAUCGACACCAGGGCUGAGUUCUAUAAACACAUUGUCCUCUCUGGAGGUUCCACCAUGUAUCCUGGCCUGCCCUCUCGGUUGGAGAGAGAACUGAAGCAGCUCUAUCUAGAGCGGGUGCUUAAAGGCGAUGUCGACAAGCUCUCGAAAUUCAAGAUCCGCAUCGAGGACCCUCCGCGGCGCAAACACAUGGUGUUCCUAGGCGGGGCCGUACUCGCUGACAUCAUGAAAGACAAAGACAACUUCUGGCUGACGAGGGAGGAGUAUCAGGAGAAGGGUGUCCGGGUGCUCGAGAAGCUGGGCGUUACAGUCCGAUAAGCUCCGUUACAGCCUCCGGAACCCUCUGCAUCCUCACCACUAUGUCGUACGAAGGACAUCCAGAGUCUCGGUCCAUCUCUGUAAUCAUUAUCCCUCCUCACGUCCUGCAUUCUGCUUCUCGUGCCACUGAGUCAGGUGAUCAAUUUCAGAAGGAGAUAGGUAGAGGAGUGGAAGGGGGGGGGGGGUUUAUUGGGAGUUUUCUGAUAAUGGAACGUUGCUGCCAGAGAUGUCACCAGCAGUCAUUUCAGAUUGUCAGUCAGGGUUUGCCUUCCUCAAAGGAAACAAAAAAGUUAGCACUGUUCCCCAUAGAAUAGUUAUUGGCAUGACAACUUGUAUGCAUUAUAAUAUAAACUGAGUUGCAAAUGUUUCUUAUGACAUCUCUGAAAGCAUCAUGAUGGCAGGCUAAUGGGGAACGACUCAAAUGCUUUACUUUGUGUAAUAUGCGUUAUAGCAAAGACAAAGUCAUCUGAAACUCAGCAACUAAAGCGACGGUUAUUUGUUUUCUCUGCUAUGUUUAUAUUGGUCUCUGGAUGAAGGGAUGCUGCUUACAUGAUGAGCAAUUCUCCAGUCCUUCAUUUCUCUCACUCUCCUGCUUCUCUCCUAGUCCAUGUGUCACGUGCUUGUCUUUAAGUUCUUGUGCUCAGGGUUCUUGUGUGUUUGGGCUAGUUGGUUUUGUAUUUUUCUAUAUUUUAUCUUAAAAUGGUAUUCUGGUCACUUUUUUUUUUCCCCCUGGACUUCAGCAUCAACUUAACGAUCCCUUUAAAAUGGAUAUUAGCCAGUCCUUUCCAACUUCAAUUUAUUCCAAAUAAACAGAAAAUAGGUGAGGGAUUUUAUCUUGCUUUUGUUUGUAAUAUUUUGUUUAAUCGUUUCACUUUUUGUUUGAGUUCCCCCAUUACUUUUCUCCUUUCCAUUGCAUUAUUAAAACUGUCUGACAUUGAAUACAGGCAUUUGUUAUGUAAAGGUCAUUCCCUUUUGUUUCAAGACAAAACAAUGAUAAUAAUAUAAAGGACUCUGUAACUGAGAUUAAUGUGGAAAUCCAGUGCAAAUAGAUUGGUAACAUGCA
This is a messenger RNA of Electrophorus electricus (electric eel), 2343 nucleotides long. It is a transcript of the gene actr2b, whose product is annotated as actin related protein 2b. The record is from RefSeq and is a predicted model, not a curated record. NCBI's taxonomy places the organism in Eukaryota, Metazoa, Chordata, Actinopteri, Gymnotiformes, Gymnotidae.